Messenger RNA from Clunio marinus, 2681 nucleotides. The record is from the annotation of a GenBank genome assembly. Lineage: Eukaryota; Metazoa; Arthropoda; Insecta; Diptera; Chironomidae.
CUUCUACUCGUGAAAAUCAAGCUCGUAAUACUUUAUUCUAAAAAUUUGUCAUUAAAUUCAGUAAAAUAAACCUUAACGAAAUUGUAAAACAUUAAAUUGCUUCAUAAAUUUUGUCAACGAUUAUUUGCAAAACGUAGAAAUAUCCGCGAAUGUGCAUGAAAUACCUUUAUAGUUUAAUAAUAUGAAAGCGUAUUGAAAAAAGAGAAAUAUUUAUCAAAAAUCUAAAGUACAUUAAAUAUCAGAAAGAUGGAAUUCCCACCACCCGAAUUGUCGAUGCCACCACCUAACUUUCAGCCUCCACCAAAUUUUCAUCAUCCAAGACCAUUUAAUCCUAAUCACAACUUCCAUCACAAGCCUUUUUAUAAAUCUUAUAAACAUGGGAUGCAAGUUCAAGAUGACUUUGACGGAAAGCGUCUGAGGAAAAGUGUAAUGCGAAAAACCGUAGAUUAUAAUUCAUCGAUUAUAAAGGCUAUUGAAAAUCGCGUCUGGCAACGAGAUUCUCGAGACCGUCGGGCUCUUCAACCAGAAAAUAACUACAUUCCCGAUCUGAUGCCGCCUUCAAGUUAUCUCGAUAAUCCAAGUAAUGCUAUAACUACAAGAUUUGUCAAAACAGCAACAAACAAAAUGAGAUGCCCAAUUUUUACACUCGCAUGGACUCCGGAAGGACGUCGAUUGAUCACCGGAGCAAGUUCCGGAGAAUUCACUUUAUGGAAUGGAUUGACAUUUAACUUUGAAACAAUCCUACAAGCCCACACAGUUUCAGUUCGGGCAAUGAUUUGGUCUCAUAACGAUAGUUGGAUGGUAACAGGUGACCACAAUGGAUAUGUGAAAUACUGGCAAUCGAAUAUGAACCAAGUAUGCAGUUUUCAAGCUCAUAAGGAACCAAUUAGAGGAAUAAGCUUUUGUCCUACGGAUUCGAAAUUUGUAACUUGUAGCGACGAUGGAACUUUGAGAAUCUUUGAUUUCUUACGAUGUCAGGAAGAACGAGUUAUGCGUGGGCAUGGCUCAGACGUUAAAUGUGUUCAUUGGCAUCCACAAAAGUCAUUGAUUGUAUCAGGUAGUAAAGAUAAUCAACAGCCUAUAAAAUUAUGGGAUCCAAAGAGUGGACAAGCGCUUGCGACACUUCAUGCACAUAAGUCGACUGUAAUGGAUUUGAAAUGGAAUGACAAUGGAAACUGGUUGAUAACUGCAUCGAGAGAUCACUUAUUGAAACUUUUUGAUCUACGAAACUUGAAAGAAGAUCUUCAAACAUUCAGGGGACAUAAAAAGGAAGCUAGUGCUGUUACAUGGCAUCCAGUGCAUGAAGGUCUCUUCACAUCUGGUGGGUCUGAUGGACAAAUUCUUUUCUGGAACGUUGGCACCGAUAAAGAAAUUGGUGGAAUUGAAGCCGCUCAUGAGAGUAUCGUUUGGACUUUAGCCUGGCAUCCAAUUGGUCACAUUUUAUGUUCAGGUUCCAACGAUCAUACUGUAAAGUUUUGGACACGUAAUCGACCAGGUGAUCAAAUGAGAGAUAAAUACAACUUGAACACAUUACCACCAAGUCUUCAAGGAUUGGAAGAUUAUGAAAUGGAUGAACAUAUUACAAUUCCUGGCAUGGGUGGCAUGAUUGAUGAUCGCAAUGACUUCAAUGACUUGCAGAUAAGUUUAAGUGAACCUCCGCCAUCAAUUAUAAACCCUCCAAUCAUUACUGCAAAUACUGACCCAGUUAUUAAUACUGAUAAUAACAAUGGACUGAUUCCUGGAUUAGAUCUUGAUGUUUCUAUUGUUCGUGAGAAGAAAACAUCGAUUAAUAAGACAAUACCAACAACAACAUCAACAGAUAUUCCAGUUGAAUCCACCAGUAGAACUGAGGUUGAUAUUUACGGAACAACAGCACAUGAUAGCGCGAGUAUUUUAAAAUGCGUUCGUGAUGUAGUAUCAAGAAUGAUUAAGAGACUUCCUGGUAUUCUCCCAUUAGAAGAUAUUAAACCGGAAAAAAUUCAAAUUUAUGGGAAGGAACUUAAAAUAAUACCUGGUUCAAGACUUCAUCAAGCAACUCUUGAAGGAUUUGAUUCUCUCUACAAAUAUAUUCAUUCUGGUGAAAUUGAAGAACUUAGUGAUGUUUUACCUUAUGAAGAUUUUGCUGAUUAUAGUGCCGAAGAUUUCAUUGAAGAUCAUGCAAUCAUAACUAAUUUAGAUGACGAAGAGUUGGAAGAUACUGAAUCAAAUCAAAAUGAAAAUGAGAUUGAAAAUGAUGAUGAGAGUGAGACGGAUGUGAAGAGAUUUCGUAGUAAUUAUGACGAAUAUGAAGGAAGUAACGACUUUGAUAUGAGAUAUGAAAACAAACCUGGAAUUCCAUCACUACUUAACAUCAGCGUUCCACCACCUCGACAUGGUCAGGAAGAAGAUUCAUCAUCGAAAUCACCAGUUAAUUCUGCAUGGAAUAAUUCAAACAUUAACAACGGAGCACUUCUAAUGAAUCAAACAUCAAACAUCACUGAGGCAGAUCGAAAGGAAAGCAGAAGACAAGGAAGUCGAUGGUCAUCGUCACGACGUUAAAAUUUAUCUUUUCUUUAUCAAGUAACAAAAAUUUCAAAAUUGUAAUACAAAAACAUCAUAAAACGUUUCAUUAUAAAAUCUUAAACUGCUUAGAUAUUUUUGUUGUAAAUAAGUAAAAUAAUAAAUUUAAUUGAUAAGAUGAG